Populus nigra (black poplar) is the source of this 1378-nucleotide messenger RNA. Its product is annotated as U-box domain-containing protein 4-like. Bases 168 to 1232 code for a protein of 354 amino acids. Lineage: Eukaryota; Viridiplantae; Streptophyta; Magnoliopsida; Malpighiales; Salicaceae. Gene Ontology annotation, molecular function: protein binding. The record is from RefSeq and is a predicted model, not a curated record. The transcript is spliced from 2 exons. Gene Ontology annotation, cellular component: nucleus; cytoplasm.
UCACCCACGCCCGCUUGUCCGUUCUCCUCUCUUAUUACCUUCCCUUCUCUCUUGACUGGCCUAGCUCUCACCAGUAUCCCCGAACAAAACCCAGCCACACUAACCCAACCCGAAUAUCCUCAUCUCUGACCCAAUCCUAAUCCAUCCCGAAUUUUUAUGCCAGAAUUAUGGAUAUGGAGAAGAAGAAUUCUGCUAAUUUCACGUAUAUGGGGAGGAGCAUUAGUGAUUUGAGUGUUAACGACGAUUCUUUAGCUUUCAGUGACUGUAACAGCGACAAAUCCGGAGAGUUCCCUGCUUCGGCGUCUCAGAGUCGAAGAUUAUUACUAUCCUGUGCAGCGGAUAAUUCCGAUGAUCUGAUACGCCAACUGGUAUCGGAUCUUGAGUCCUGUUCGAUUGACGAGCAAAAACAAGCUGCCAUGGAGAUCAGACUCCUCGCCAAGAACAAACCAGAGAAUCGCCUCAAAAUCGCUAAAGCUGGUGCAAUUAAGCCUUUAAUUUCGCUAAUUUCAUCGUCUGAUUCUCAGCUUCAAGAGUACGGUGUCACUGCUAUUUUGAAUCUAUCACUCUGUGAUGAGAAUAAAGGAUUGAUAGCUUCAUCAGGCGCGAUUAAGCCAUUAGUUAGGGCUCUGAAAACAGGGACAUCGACGGCGAAAGAGAACGCUGCGUGUGCUUUACUUCGUUUAUCACAAAUGGAAGAGAAUAAAGUCGCAAUCGGCCGGUCAGGAGCGAUUCCUCUUCUGGUAUGCCUGCUCGAAACCGGAGGAUUUCGCGGGAAAAAAGAUUCAGCAACUGCUUUAUAUUUGCUGUGCUCGGUUAAGGAGAAUAAAAUCAGGGCCGUCCAAGCUGGGAUCAUGAAGCCACUAGUGGAGCUAAUGGCUGAUUUCGGGUCAAACAUGGUGGACAAGUCAGCGUUUGUUUUGAGCAUGUUGGUUACGGUUCCUGAAGCGAAAACCGCAGUUGUUGAAGAAGCAGGGAUUCCAGUUCUGGUAGAGAUUGUUGAAGUUGGGUCGCAGAGGCAAAAGGAGAUUGCGGUUUCGAUACUGUUGCAGAUUUGUGAAGAUAACAUGGUGUAUUGCUCUAUGGUUGCUCGAGAAGGAGCGAUUCCUCCCUUGGUGGCUUUGUCACAAUCCGGCACUAAUCGCGCCAAGCAGAAGGCGGAGGCAUUGAUAGAGCUUCUACGGCAACUAAGAUCCGGUAACGCCGCUGCUAAAACGUCAGAUGUGUCAGUGUGAAUGUCCCUACCACAUGCCCAUGUGUAAUCAUACAUUUAUACAGUGCAUAGCUUUUAUGAAAGAAAAACAAUCUGUAAAUAUCUUUGUAACUGGGAGCUUGUAAAAUUCCUGCCAUCCUUCGGGUUUUGCUUUUGCGGAUUUUAAAA